AUGCGUGCAGCAGAAACCGGCGUUGAUCAAGGGCCAGCCGGACGAACACGUUGCCUCUUCUCUACCGACCUAUCCCUUCGGCAACUACCCUCUGCUGUUGCUCGAGGGCCUUCUGUGCAUCAGGCUGAACUUGUACCAAUCGUGGACCACUACCGGCUUUCGGCCGACUGCUGCAUUCGGAAAGGCAUCGACCGACAAAGGAUGAUGGAAGAGUCCCCUCGCAUGAGUCUCCAUCCGUUUCUCCUGACGCGUCCUCGUCUAGCUCUUUUUCCUCCUUGA
Molecule: messenger RNA, 279 nt
Organism: Pseudozyma hubeiensis SY62
Lineage: Eukaryota; Fungi; Basidiomycota; Ustilaginomycetes; Ustilaginales; Ustilaginaceae
Exons: 2
Coding region: 1-279 (92 amino acids)
Source: RefSeq, a predicted model, not a curated record